Molecule: messenger RNA, 2820 nt
Organism: Vanderwaltozyma polyspora DSM 70294
Lineage: Eukaryota; Fungi; Ascomycota; Saccharomycetes; Saccharomycetales; Saccharomycetaceae
Exons: 1
Coding region: 1-2820 (939 amino acids)
Biological process (GO): flocculation
Source: RefSeq, a predicted model, not a curated record
AUGAAGUUAAAUUAUCUUCUAUUGCUGCUACAAGCAGUUUUGAUAACAGCUACACCAAUCAGUACAUUAAAGAAUGCCUGGUCUGAAACUUACACAACUACAUACUCAACUCAAUUUAGCAAAGUCGGAGGUCUAUUCGGUUUCUUUGCUGAGACUGAAACUACUUUUCUAAUACACACUCCCCGUCGUGCAUCUUCUACAACUAUCCAAAAAGGUGCCACAACUGUUACCGCCCCUACCACUAUCGCCAAAGAUAUUAAAGUCACCAUAGGCUCUGAUGGUGAACAGACUACUAUCUCUACCAUUUACGUUCUAACCCCAGUUAGAUAUGCCACCACUACUUUUAGAUCUUACAGUGACUUCACUGGCACUGUUCCAACAACUGCAUUAUCAACAUCUUAUAUUUCAGGAAAAGAUGGGCUCAACACUACUUUAUCAGUAUACUACGUUGCUUUACCAACUGAUCUAUUGAAAACUACCAAAUAUCAAGAUUACACAGGUUCUGUAACUACUACUUAUUCUACCAGUUACAUUGUAAACUCUAGCGACAACGAAGAAGUUACAAGCACCAUUUACUUCGUUAACCAACCAAGACCAUCAGGUAUCACUUCAUACUUUGGUUAUUCUGGUACCGAUGUUGAAUUUUACUCAACAAGUACUGAAUAUAACUUGGGUUUCAGUAACUUAAUCUUUGGUUUUAUCCCAACUCCUGUUUACUACGUCCAUAUCCCUUACCGUUACUCAUCCACUAUUAUUACCAUGGUUGGUCACGACCCUUCUUCUUCCACUUUCUUAACUCAAACAUCCACUAUCUUGGGUGAUGACGGUGAAUCCACAACCUUAUCUAUUUUCUACGUCAAGUCUCCUCUAAGAUUUGAAACUUCUACUGCAUACACUCAAGGUACCCAGACAGGUUACACUACUACUUUGGCUACUGUAAAAACUUUAGAAACAGGUACUGAUGGUAUCCACACUUCAAAAAUUAUUUACUCAGUUGCCAUUCCAACACAUUUGAAAUAUGUCACUUCUUUUGAUUACUGGCCAGCCACUUUCGCUUCAACUUACGAAACUGAUAUUACCACUACUACUGGUUCAGAUGGUAGUGCAACUGCUCAAACAGUUUUUUAUGUCCACACUCCAAGAAAUCCAGGUGUCACUAGUUUAAUUGGUUACACCGGUACUGAAACCGAAUGGUAUUCUACCAGUGUCGUCUCUGAAUAUGGAUUCAGUGGCUUGAUCUUUGGUUUAUGGUCUACAACCGUUUACUUUGUUCACACUCCAAUUCGUAACUCUUAUGCUACCACUACCAUUGGUACAACUGGUACUCAAUCUGGCACUUACAGUACUCAAGUUUACAGUACUGUUGGCCCAGAUGGUGAAACUACCACUGCUUCCAUCUACUAUGUUGCCUCUAGAAUCAGAGAAGCAACAACAACAAUUUACACCCAAGGUUACCAAACCGACAGCACUAUUACCUUUGAAAGCACUUACAAAAACGUUGUAGGUACUGAUGGUUUUUCCACAACCCUGUUGGUUUACUCUGUUGCUAUUCCAACCCAUAUCAAGAAGGUUACUUCAUACACUGACGGUGGUUCAAUAAUCACUACCUACUCCACUAGUGUUACCACCAUUGUUGGUACCGACAACAGCAAUACUGCUGCUACUAUUUUCUAUGUUCAAACUCCAAGACAUUCAGGUAUUACAUCUUAUGUCCCAUACGCUGGAUCAGUUACUGAAUUCUACUCAACUUCCAUCAAGUUCGAAUUAGGCUUUAGAAGUAAAAUCUUUGGUUUAUGGGAAACCACAGUUUACUUUGUUCACACUCCAAUUCAUGCUUCUACUACUGCAAUCACCAAAGGUUACUUUGGUUCUACUACAAGAACAUAUUUUACAGAAGUCAACACUAUUACUAACUCUAACGGUGAAGAAACUACUAUCAGUACAUUUUUGGUACAAACUCCUUUGCCACUAUCAACUAGAACUGUUUACAGCCAAGGUACACAAACUGGCUCUACAUCUACAUUUGCUACCGAUACUUCUUAUACUACAGGUACUGAUGGAAUUGAAACAACUGUUACUAUUUUCUCUGUUGUUAUUCCAACCCACUUACAAAAAAUUACAUCUUACAUCAAAGGCCCAACUACUGGUAUCACCACUUUCUCAACUGGUUAUACUACUGUCACUGGUUCUGAUGGUUUCUCUACUGCCCAAACUAUUUUCUACGUUGAAACUCCACAAUUGGAAGGUGUCGUUAAAUACACUGCCUGGACCAAUACCUUUGAAUCUACUACCACUAAUUACAGUUUCAGUGUCGGCUUCUUAGGUUUAGUCUUUGGUGUUUGGUCAUAUCCAGUUUAUACUGUAUACUUGCCAGAAGCCUCUCCUAUUCCAAGCAUUUCUACUUCUUCUGGUUAUGUUCCAACAAGUGUUGUUCCUUCAACCAGUAGUAGCAAUGCAACUGAAUCAACUGACUUUACCUCUGAAUCAAGUUUCCCAACUUCUUUUAGUGUCGCUACUUCAGAAGUUUCUACCGAAGCUCCAGCAACCUCAGUUGAGUACUCUUCAGUCGAAGUUACUUCCUCAGUUGAAGCUUCUUCCUCAGUUCAAGUUACUUCCUCAGUUGAAGCUUCUUCCUCAGUUCAAGUUACUUCAUCAGUUGAAACUUCUUCAUUAAUUGAAUUUUCUUCUACAUUUGAAAGUACCUACAGUGAAAUCGAGCCAUCUACUGCCUCAUAUGAAAAAUCUUUAUCUGGUACUGUUUCAGUUCUAUCGGGUUUCAGUUCCAGUUUAGGUUACUUUAAUAAUACCUCUUUCUUUUAA